Messenger RNA from Staurois parvus, 336 nucleotides. The record is from the annotation of a GenBank genome assembly. Lineage: Eukaryota; Metazoa; Chordata; Amphibia; Anura; Ranidae.
CAAUGCACCUGCUGUCAAUCAAAGCUGAAUGGCAGGGAUGCCAGAUUUCAUAUCCAUAAUGUAAACAAAGGCAGUCACCUGCUGCUGCUGUAUAAAUUAUCCUCAGGCCAGGGGUGGACUGACAACUCAUGGGGCCCCCGGGGAUUAGGAGAUCAUGGGGCCCCUGUGUCCUUGCCCAAACUCAAAAAAGCCUAUGAAAAAGGUACCAGGGGCAUCUCAUGGGGCCCCCUACUGACCCCAGGCCCUCGGGCAAUGCCCAUGUUUCCAAAUGGUCAGUCCGCCCCUGCCUCAGGCUAAUGUAUGCAAGGAUUGGGAGUUUGAUUGAGAAGCCAAUGA